Molecule: messenger RNA, 351 nt
Organism: Prunus armeniaca (apricot)
Lineage: Eukaryota; Viridiplantae; Streptophyta; Magnoliopsida; Rosales; Rosaceae
Source: the annotation of a GenBank genome assembly
AUGCAUCGGAGGCUCUUUGGCCAACCCCCUGGUGUGGAAUCGAGGAAGAGAGAAGGAAGUUCUAGACACGAAGGAUCUUCAAGCGAAUAUUCUCCCGCCGGAAGCAAGCACAAGAGGAGCAAGACUGACGCAAUGGCCCAAUCCACGAAGGGCUCAGGCCAUCACGAUGUUGCGGCUCCGAGACAGUCCCAUGUUGCAACCGAAGCCGUGGCUCGCCCUUACGAUGCCACAGCUGCCACCUCGGCUCCUACUGCUGUCACAACUCCUCCUCUAGGUCCUGUGACCGAGAUGAUCAGCUUUGCACGCACCGCCGUGCUAUCUCAUGACUUUACAAUGAAAGGAACACCAUAG